CCAACGAACAUUCUAAAAACCCAUUUGCUUUUCAGGUUCAAAGCUCGUCUUCUUCGUCUUCUCUCGAGCUUCUCCGAUGUCCUCCGCUCCGAUGCCGUCCUUCAAGAGCUCCAUGGGGAGCAAGGGCAGCAACCUCCUCUGCAACGACCCUGCUUAUCUCUGCUCCAACGAUGAGCGCGCCAUCGCUCUCCGUUCCUCCUGGAUCAAUCGCCUUCACCUUCAACUUCCGUUUGAUCGCGCUCUUGCACCUUCACGACGAUCGUCUUCGACUGCGGCAGCGCCGCACUCGCCCUGCACCACCACCGGCUCCGGCUUCGGCCACAAGCGCACCAUAUCCACUGAUGAGUCUCGGACUACAACCUCCAUCCCCGAUCUUAACUCCACCUUUGUUCGCCGUUACUUCAAUAUAUUUUCCAGAAAUCCUCCCCCGCCACCGCCGCCACCGCCGCCUUCGGUUGCUGCGGCGGAGGAUCGGCUUCAGGGCGGCGAGUGCCGUGUCACGGGGUUUGGACCGUUCCAGGUCAGGACCCGGAAGACGUUCCUGCAAAGCGUUGACGUUCCGAGAGUGGGAGAUCACGUACAGAACGGAGGAUUUCCGUUUUUCAGAGUAUCGGCGGCAGCGGGGGGAGGAGAUGAGAAAUCGAAGCUCAGAUCCAUGGCUGCCGAGGAGGAUCCGGAUCCUACUAGUAGAUCGUUCUUGCAACCGAGGAGUGCGCGAUUGUCGCCCUUUUUUCAGUUUCCCCUUCCCCCGCCCCCUGCCCAGAAGACCAUUGACAAGGGUAAAAGGAUUUUGAGCCCCGAUCGUGCUUGUUCUUCUUCCUAUAAUCAGGGCUGCUUGAGGCCUGUGUGCAUUGAAAAUGGCCGCCCUCCUGUGCCUUUGCCCUAUCUUCUCUCAAGAGAUUCGGUGAACGAACAACGGCUUCUUGUGGAUCCAUGGCGUGCGAGCACCUCUGCUCAACGUCCAGUGAGGACCAAAGGUGGACUUUAUCAUGAGACUUUUGAUGACACUGCCCAGUGCUGGCCUCACGCUAAACAGAAUUCACACGUUUUGCAUCAUAAUUCUCUACAACUGCAUUCUGAAAGGCAAAAUCCUGUUGUCCUCCAUGAGCCAGAGGAACCUUUUCUCAUAUUGGAACAUGGGAAGAUUUAAUAAAAGAACCACUGUUUCAUCAGUCCUUCCUCCCACUGCUUUUGCUGGCAAUCUUGGCAGGAAGAGACAUUCAAACACAGAUGAUUUUGUCCCCUCAAAGAGCAGGAAGCUACGCAUUGAAAAUUAGUGGUUUCUGAAAGAUGUUCUCUGCGGAAGGAACUGAAGAAGAUAUGCAGAGUGGCUGGUUGCUUAAUGGGUGCCAAGUUGGUUAUCAUGCAUAUUGAUAAAGACCAAGCCAUCCAGUAACUUUUGAAGUUUCUGACCAGGUAAAGAACCUUCAUCAGUCUAGUUCUGUGUCAUAAUGACAAUGAAACUGUCAAGACACAUGAGCAGUCUAACAAAAGCCGACUGUCCUCUUUUUAUCUGUUUCUUUUUAGUUCUGUACAUAGAGUGGUUAGUGGGUGGCCAUUUUCCUGACGAUUGAGCUUGAAAAGUCCAUCUUGUACCUCUUAAUAUCUGUGAUGACUGGAAGGCAGAUCUGUCUUUCAUUGUCCACAUCUAGUUGUACUAAAAUAUUAACAUGCAACGUUUUAUGUGUUUUAUAUACAUGAGAAUGCUUUCUUCUA
Molecule: messenger RNA, 1716 nt
Organism: Dioscorea cayenensis subsp. rotundata (Guinea yam)
Lineage: Eukaryota; Viridiplantae; Streptophyta; Magnoliopsida; Dioscoreales; Dioscoreaceae
Exons: 3
Coding region: 77-1150 (357 amino acids)
Source: RefSeq, a predicted model, not a curated record